AAGAAAAAGGAAAAAGCUCCGCCCUUUUUUUACUAAAUCUCCAAAAUACCCCUGAUCCACACUGUUUCUUUUCAAAUCACUGGUCUCAUUUCCGAUAAUAAACCUUUUCCUCUCUUUGGUUUUCCUUCUUGAUGGAGCUUCAGAGGUGCGAGGAACAGGGCCUGCAAGAACGAAAGGGGCAAAAACGGAAACUUGAGGAAGAAAUUCAAGAGGAUAGAGAUGCUACUCCGCUACCUACCGGCGACGCCCGCCGUGCUCUCUUGGCCGAAGUCACCGCUCAGGUUAAGGUCCUCGACUCCGCCUUCUCCUGGCACGAAUCCGAUCGCGCCGCUGCCAAGCGUGCCACUCACGUGCUCGCUGAGCUCGCAAAGAACGAGGAAGUUGUUAAUGUGAUCGUUGAAGGUGGUGCGAUUCCAGCUCUAGUUAAGCAUCUGCAAGCACCUUUGUCUGAUGAAGGUGACCUAAGCUUGAAGCCUUUUGAGCACGAGGUUGAGAAAGGAAGUGCUUUCGCUUUGGGACUUCUUGCCGUAAAGCCAGAACAUCAGCAACUUAUAGUUGAUUCUGGGGCCUUGUCGCAUCUUGUGAAUUUGUUGAGGCGACACAAGGAUAGUUCUACUUCUCGUGCUGUGAUCAGUGUCAUUAGAAGAGCGGCUGAUGCUAUCACCAACCUUGCUCAUGAGAAUAGCAGCAUUAAAACCCGUGUCAGAAUGGAAGGUGGAAUUCCACCUCUUGUUGAGUUGCUUGAAUUUACUGACACAAAGGUGCAAAGAGCAGCUGCUGGGGCAUUACGAACCCUGGCAUUCAAAAAUGAUGAAAACAAGAAUCAGAUCGUUGAAUGCAAUGCUCUUCCUACUCUCAUCUCGAUGCUGAGAUCAGAUGAUGCUGCCAUACACUAUGAAGCGGUUGGUGUGAUUGGCAAUCUGGUGCAUUCAUCACCGAACAUAAAAAAGGAAGUUCUCGCUGCUGGGGCUUUGCAACCUGUCAUUGGUUUGCUUACCUCCUGCUGCUCAGAAAGCCAAAGGGAGGCUGCUUUGCUACUUGGGCAAUUUGCCGCAACUGAUUCUGAUUGCAAGGUUCAUAUUGUACAAAGGGGUGCUGUCAGACCCUUGAUUGAAAUGCUUCACUCUCCUGAUAUACAGCUGAAAGAGAUGUCAGCCUUUGCUUUGGGGAGGUUGGCACAGGACACGCACAAUCAAGCUGGUAUUGCACAUAUGGGUGGUUUGGUGCCUUUGUUGAAGCUUCUAGAUUCAAAGAAUGGAUCUUUGCAACACAAUGCUGCAUUUGCUCUUUAUGGUCUUGCAGAUAAUGAGGAUAAUGUAUCCGACUUUAUUAGGGUGGGUGGUGUCCAACGGCUGCAAGAUGGAGAAUUUAUUGUUCAAGCGACAAAAGACUGUGUAGCCAAGACAUUGAAAAGACUAGAGGAGAAGAUUCAUGGGCGAGUUUUGAACCAUUUGCUGUAUCUGAUGCGUGUAGCCGAGAAGCCUGUCCAAAGACGAGUGGCUUUUGCUCUAGCUCAUCUUUGUUCUCCUGAUGAUCAGAGAACUAUAUUCAUUGAUAAUAAUGGACUUGAGUUGCUUCUUGGGCUUCUUGGUUCUACGAACCCUAAACAGCAACUUGAUGGUGCUGUAGCUCUGUACAAGUUGGCCAACAAAGCUAUGACGCUUUCUCCUAUGGAUGCAGCUCCCCCUUCUCCAACACCACAGGUCUAUUUGGGGGAGCAAUACGUCAACAAUGCUACAUUAUCUGAUGUUACUUUCCUAGUUGAAGGUAGACGGUUCUAUGCGCACAGAAUCUGCCUUCUUGCUUCUUCAGAUGCAUUUCGUGCUAUGUUUGAUGGUGGUUAUCGGGUGAGUUCCCUUCUGUGGUGUUUUAAUGUUCCAGUUGGUUGUCCUUCCUCUUCCAGAUCGGUGCCUAGGGUUUCUUUCCCCCUUGGUGUUCGGGAAAAAGAUGCAAGGGAUAUUGAAAUUCCAAACAUUAGAUGGGAGGUUUUCGAGUUGAUGAUGCGAUUUAUAUACACUGGAUCAGUAGAUGUUUCAUUGGAUAUUGCACAAGAUCUGCUUGGAGCUGCUGAUCAAUAUCUUUUGGAAGGGCUUAAGCGACUCUGUGAGUACACCAUUGCACAGGAUGUAACACUGGACAAUGUUUCUAGCAUGUACGAACUCUCCGAAGCUUUUCAUGCUAUAUCAUUGAGGCACACUUGCAUUUUGUUUAUCUUGGAGCAUUUCUCUCAAUUGAGCGACAGACCCGGGCACUCACAUCUGAUCCAGCGUAUAAUUCCAGAGAUCCGCAAUUACUUUGCGAAAGCGCUUACGAAUCCUAACCCACAUAACCAGCGGCCGUAGAAGGCAACCAGUGGCUGUAGAAGGCUGGUUUUUAACUCAUCUCAUCUCUAACAAGAUACGUUGAUGUACAGAAAUGUAGUAGCUGUUGUUGAUGUGGAGCCAAUUGAAGGUUCUCUAAUUCGUUUCUUUGUAGCACGGUUCGUAAUCGUUUCCGAUGCCCGAGUUGUUUCGUGGUGUUUGUAGAAAACAAGGUGUAAGUUUCUCAUUUUAAUUCAUUGUCUUGUCUGCAUUUAGAUGUUUACACGAACAAAAACCUGUAUCACGAUUUGUUAGCUAUUGGACUUUGCUUUAUUAA
Messenger RNA from Gossypium raimondii (Peruvian cotton), 2637 nucleotides. RefSeq names its product ARM REPEAT PROTEIN INTERACTING WITH ABF2. The coding region runs from base 132 to 2342 and encodes 736 amino acids. Lineage: Eukaryota; Viridiplantae; Streptophyta; Magnoliopsida; Malvales; Malvaceae. The record is from RefSeq and is a predicted model, not a curated record. The transcript is spliced from 19 exons. Gene Ontology annotation, molecular function: protein binding.